ACAACAACACAGCAAGUUAACCAUACAUUUUCCUGGCCGCCUUUUCGACGAUAUUUUUUCGGAGCCAAAACUCGAUUUUUAUCAGUCUUCUGCGGGAACUGUUCAUUUCGCGCUCUAAACAAAUUAUCGGCGAAAAAAUCGUGUCUGUUCUCGUUUUUGGUACCGUUUUCUCUUCUCCCGAAGAGAUCAGUCGCACUCGCACACACAAUCACGUACUCGCUCGCGCUCCUUCGCAAUCAUCUACAUCCGACUCUACUAUGAUGGCAGCAAAUUUGGAUACUUUUGUAACCAGUAGCAGUAACAACAAGGAUUUUACCGGCGAGACGUCCGAACAAAAGGCUCCGAUGAAGGACGAGUCGUUCAAGAAGUUACGUGAGACAUUUGUCAUCAAAAGUAAAAUUGGUGCCGGCACAUUCAGUAAGGUGUAUCUAGCCUACGCAAGGGGUGAUGCUGAGAAGAAGCGGUAUGCUAUCAAGCACAUCAAGCAAACAACACACCCGGAAAAGUUACGUCGCGAAAUUUUUUGUCUACUGAAGAUUGGGGGACAAGAUAAUGUAAUGGGAUUAGUAACCUCAUUACGAAUUGGUAGUUCUGUUUGCUUGGUUAUGCCUUAUUUCAAGCAUGAUCAUCCAUUGACUUAUUUAUGUACAAUGGAUGCUAAUGAAAUGCGAUUUUACAUUAAAAACUUGUUGAUUGCAUUAAAAAGGAUACAUUCUUUCAAUAUUGUCCAUAGAGAUGUGAAACCUAGCAAUUUUUUGUAUAACCGUUCAACUUCAACUUUUAUGCUCACUGAUUUUGGACUUGCUCAUACUAACAUUAACCCUACUAGACGUAAGGAAAUAAAAAGUCUGCCUGAUAAUAAGCCUGAUACAUCCUCUCACAAACAAAUAAGUUCAAGCUGUGACCUAAAUGUUAACCAUAAACGACCAAGUUCAGUUGGAAACAUACGAUUAAGUUCAUAUCAGAAACGUAUUCUUCAAAACAUAGCUGAUGACACCAACUCUAUACCUCAUGGAUGUAAUUUAAAGAAAAGAACUAAAUUAAUGAUGCCUAAAGAACCAUUACUAAAGGAGAAUUCACCCAUUAAAAAACAAUUAGAUGUUCCUAUGAAUAAUAAUCCUAAUAAUCCAAGUGCCAUGAGUAGCUUAUUCCACGAGAAAAAUAGUUUUACUGUUCCUAAAGUGCAACGCCUUACAUGUGAUUGUGUAGGGAAAUUAAAAGUUUGUAAUAUUUGUAUAAAAAGACCAGAAAUGAAAGCUCCUCGAGCAGGAACACCCGGGUUUCGAGCUCCAGAAGUUCUCUUAAAAUACAAAUAUCAAAAUACUGCUCUUGAUAUCUGGUCAGUCGGAGUUAUAAUGUUGGCUGCUAUGAGCCGCUGUUACCCUUUCUUUAGUGCAGAGAAUGAUUCUACAUGUUUGGCUGAAAUGAUAACUGUUUUUGGAGAUAGGGCUAUUAAAAACUUAGCCAAAAUGUUAGGUCGCAAUGUUGUUUGUGAAGUUCAAAAACCUCCUCUUGAUCUUCGAGCAAUUUGUCGUCUUUUAUGUCAUCGAUCAAGUGUACAAACUUUAAAUCCAACUGCUGUUUCUUCGAGUAAUGGUUUGGAAACGUGUAGUUUUUGUACAAAACCAAUACAACUAUCUGGUUGUGAAGUUUUUUCGGAUAGUUGUAGUUGUUACUUAAAUGUUGCUGACAAUUUUCCUUAUCCUGCAUAUGAUCUCUUAAAAAAAUUGUUAUGUUUGAAUCCAGUUACACGAAUAACGGCAGAUAUUGCAUUGAAACAUCCAUUCUUUAAAAUGAAUGAAAAGAAAAUUUAAAAUCUUAAAAAAUUUAUGAUUUUAAUUAACUGUUAUUUAUUUAUUAAAUUUAAAUUUUUAAUUGCACCUUUUGCAAAAUGUAAAAUUAUUCAACUUCAAUUUAUUAAAAAAAUCCAUCAUUAAAUUAUAUAUAUCUGAACAAAUUUUGAAAAAAAAAAUUGAAUUAAUAUUUUGUAGUUAUUUCUUUUUGUUAAUUUCCAAUUUUUAUUUCUAAUUGUAUUAAAAUUUAAUCUGAAAUAAUUUUAAACGAGGUAUGUAUAGUUUAUAUAAUGUAUUAAUGUGUAUGUUUAGUUUAUGGUAAGUAUUAGAUUUAAGAGAAAACUAGUCAUGUUUAUUAUUAUUAUUAAUCGAACAUUUGAUUUAUACAGAUAUAAACUAAGAUUUUUAAAUGUUUAGUAUACAUUUGAAGUUGAACAUUUUAUAUAAAAUAUUGAAAAUUAAUGAAGUAAUGUAUUUUUUUUUCAAAUUAAACUUAAACUUGAAUUUUUAUAUUUUGUGAGUUGAAAUUAAAAAAAAAUGUAAUCAACAUGGUAAAAUUGUUUAUAUAAUCAUCUUCAGAUAGUUGUAACAAGUGCUAGGAUUUAUAUGUAAUGUUCAAUUGUAAGAAAUGCAUUUCAGUUUAUUAAAAUAUGCUAGAAUAUUCAAUAAAAAUAUAUUAUGGAUUUACCAAUAGUUUCCAAACUAUUAAAGUGAAAGAAUUUUAUAAAAAAAUCAUCUUAUAAUUUCAUGGGAAAUUUAAUAAAGUUUUUUUUAUAUGUAAUCAAUUACUCUUACUUUUAAAUAUACCAUAAUAAAUAAUUUAAUUUAUUUUUAAAAUGUGCAAUAAUACACAUAAUACUAUUCAAAGUAAAAAUAGAUCAUGUUUAUCAAUAUAAGGUGUAUCAUGGAUAUAACUAAUCAAGUCAUUAAAAUUACAAUGAAAAAAAAAAUACCAUUGGAUAAUAUAAAUCCUAGUUCUAGUUGGUAAUCAAUAGGUAUUUUAAUGAUGUAUACAUGUUGUUAUUUUUAAGAUCAUUGAAGCAUUUAAUAUUUAAUAAUGUUUUGAAUAAACAAUUUGGUAAAAAUACAAUUAUUAUUUAUUAGUAUCUAAUACUUAAAAUCAACAAGAUGAAUGUAUUUUUCAAUAUUUUAUAAUCAAAAUUAAGACUAAUUUUUUAUUUGUUAAGCCAAUUGGCCAUUACUAAGAUAGUUGAAUUAUUUUUGUUGUUUAAAAUUACUAUUAUUUUAUUAUUAUUAUUAUUAUUAUUUUAUUGUGUUACUGCUUAUUUAAGUAAAAUAUUUGUUUUUAGUUUAAUAUUAUGUUCAUAUACCUAUAGCUGAAAAUGUACUCAAAUUUAGUUAAUUGUGAUAACUGAUAGGCUAGUAUCUGGUUAGUAAAAUAGAAUGUUUUGCUUGUAUUAGGCUAGUAGGUAUUUAUAAUGAUAUGUAGGUGUAUCAUUUUGAGUGUUGUACAUUGCAUUAAAAUAUUCUAGUCUAUAAUUAUAUGUAAUUGAAAUUGUAUUUAUUAAGUUCAUGGUUGAAACAUGUUUAAAUUAUAUGAAACAAAUAUACUUUUGUUGUAAAUGCUAAGUGUUUCAACCUCGAAUGGAAAUCAAUUGGAGAACUGAUUUUUUUUUUAUUGUUUGUAUUUGUAAAGUUGAAAUAAUAUUCAUUAUAUCCUUAUGAUAAGUAGCACAUUCUGUAUAUUACAGCCGUUAUGUGGGAUUUGUAACUACGAUAAGGGUAAAAAUUAAAAGACUGUUCAAUUUAAAUGUUUAAUUUCUUAUGGUAUUGAGGUGUGGUUAUUUUUUACUGUGUUGUCAUGAUAAAUACAUAAUGUAGUUUCAUUGUUAUAAAAACUGUUUUUUUUUUUACCAUCCCUGUCAUGAUGUAUAGUAUAUAACAUACUUUUUAGUCAUAAAUGAAUUAUUUUAGUAAUAAUUUACUUGGCAUUAGAAACAUUUGAUCCGAGAAAUUAAUGUAUUCUGUUUUAUUUUAGUCAAGAAUACUUAAUUUGUUUGUAUUUGUUUUUUAUUUUGGUGUGCGAGUGUAUUGUAUUUAUAAUAGUUAUUAGAAAUGAAUUUGUCCAUUAUUUUGUUCAAUAGACAAUAGUUACCAACCAUUCAUAAAUAGAUUACUUUUUAACUGUUAAAUUAUUCAUAGUGUACCUGUAUUGUAGUCACGAAAAUGUCUCCAUUAGUUAUUAGUUAUUACCUAUUUUAUGUUCAACAUAGCAGUAUUAAUGUUUUUAUAAAAAUUGAAAUAAACCAUACUUACACAUAUACAA
Messenger RNA from Rhopalosiphum padi (bird cherry-oat aphid), 4080 nucleotides. Its product is annotated as cell division cycle 7-related protein kinase-like. Bases 258 to 1814 code for a protein of 518 amino acids. NCBI's taxonomy places the organism in Eukaryota, Metazoa, Arthropoda, Insecta, Hemiptera, Aphididae. The transcript is spliced from 9 exons. Gene Ontology annotation, cellular component: nucleus. Gene Ontology annotation, biological process: protein phosphorylation; mitotic DNA damage checkpoint signaling. The record is from RefSeq and is a predicted model, not a curated record. Gene Ontology annotation, molecular function: protein serine/threonine kinase activity; ATP binding.